AUGGGCCUUCCCUAUUCCAAGGAGAUUCACUCGGCGUUUGAACAAGUUACGCCCCUGGUCGCCGCUGGGUUCGAAGUACUCCAAACGACCAAAAACAUUGCCAUUCUGCUAGCUGUCAUCCAGGUGGUGACCGUUAUCACAUUGCUUUUGAUCCUGCUUGCUUUGAUGGCCUUACUGUGCACGGUGAAUCCAGACCUCGACAGAGAAAGAGAGCAGCUGGUCACUCCUGCUAUGCAAUGGAUCGCCAGCUGGGUUCUCAAGUACGGCGGCCCUGCGAAAACGCUCCUCAAAAUCGUGUUUGGGGUUGGUCUCUUGAUCUCUGGAUACGCUGUCUGGCAAGCUCUUGUGACCGGGCACACUGAGCCCAAGUCAGAUGAAGAACAGUCUGAAGAUACAGAGGGAAAAACAGAUGACGAUCAGACCAAGGGUCAAGGAAAGGAUGCGAAAGACACCAACGAAAAGGAGGCAAAGAAUGGAAAAGAUGGGACAAAGAAGAAGUAG
Messenger RNA from Fonsecaea monophora, 501 nucleotides. RefSeq lists its product as hypothetical. The record is from RefSeq and is a predicted model, not a curated record. Bases 1 to 501 code for a protein of 166 amino acids. NCBI's taxonomy places the organism in Eukaryota, Fungi, Ascomycota, Eurotiomycetes, Chaetothyriales, Herpotrichiellaceae. The transcript has a single exon.